AUGUUUAGUAUUCCUAAUACUAAAUCUCCAGGCCGUGAUGGAUUUAGUUUGGGGCUGAUGUGUUCUCGGCUGGCUAAUGAUCUCCCGAAUUUAGUGAGUCAAAACCAGGGUGCUUUUGUCAAGGGUCGUUCUAUUGCCUACAAUAUUCUAAUUCUUCAGGAUAUCUUGAAGAAUUAUAAAAGGAAGAGCUGCUCCCCAAGAUGCACCAUAAAAAUUGAUAUUAGUAAAGCUUACGAGACGGACAAUUGGGAUUUUCUUGAGAAGCUUCUGGUGGCCUAUUGUUUUCCUGCCAAGUUUGUCAAGUGGAUCAUGAACUAUGUGAGAAAUACUUCUUACUCUCUGCUCUUGAAUGGUAGAUUCCAAGGGACUUUUAAGGGUAAGCAGGGGCUAAGACAAGGGGAUCCCAUAUCCUCACUUCUCUUUUUCUUGUCAUGGAGUAUUUGUCUCGAAUAA
Messenger RNA from Cannabis sativa, 453 nucleotides. RefSeq lists its product as uncharacterized. The coding region runs from base 1 to 453 and encodes 150 amino acids. The transcript has 2 exons. Lineage: Eukaryota; Viridiplantae; Streptophyta; Magnoliopsida; Rosales; Cannabaceae. The record is from RefSeq and is a predicted model, not a curated record.